Messenger RNA from Amoebophrya sp. A120, 1253 nucleotides. The record is from the annotation of a GenBank genome assembly. Lineage: Eukaryota; Dinophyceae; Syndiniales; Amoebophryaceae.
AUGCCAAGAGCGUGUUAUCACAGCAGCACAAGUUCUUCUUUUUUGCACGACCUAAAACUCGCAUGCGGGGGCUCAACUGAUAACCAUGCUUAUCCUGUAGCAACAUGUUGCCUUCGCCCCGCUCGCUCAAGCUCUUAUACAUUUUUGACAUUUUUGAUUCCUCUCUCUAGCACGCAAAAGCUCCUUUCUCAGUGGGCUUUGCUAUGUUUCACAAGAUUUUCGGCAAAAAUACCUUCAACCUCGCGUUCUCAGCAUUACAAACCACGUUUCUUGAUGUCCUUCUUCUUUUGUUUCCUAUCUGUCGUUUCGCUACAAACAAAAAAAAAUGAACCUUCGUGUAAAAUUUUCAAGAAUUCGCACUACUGUAAGAUGAUGCUCUUUUUCGGUUUCGCGACUACAUUUAUUUCCGUUUCGCUGUUGAGUCUCCGCGGAAGUUCAACAAAAUUUAUUUUCGAGAUCUGUGCACAACAAACCAAGUGCGGCAAUUUGUAAUGCUAAACGGCGUUCUGCAUAAGAGUGCCAGACUUAGUUUGUCAUGCUGUUUCUACACUUCUGGUCGUUUUGUACAAAAUUAAUCUGUUCAUCCACAACUUAAAAGUAUAUUUCUUUCCCGGUUCUUCAUGCCUAUCGUGUUUUCGCAGUUUCAGUUUCAGAAUUCCGUGUAUGAUUUCGCGUUCUCCUUUUUUGAAUUACAUCUGGUUUUUCUCUUGUGGCGAUAGAGGUUUCUAGUGGCUAUCGAAGGUCUUCCCUCCUCCUGGCUUAGUUCUUCUACCUUCUCUUAUCGGAUUUCAAAACUCGCGUUUUUCAACACUGAUGUCAAGACCUCUUUUUUUGGAGGGGGGGUUGUAACAAUUGUGGUGUCAGGGACCGUACGAGGGGGAGUGCACGCCCCACCGUACGGCUUUCUGGCGCGCGAUUGUGUCGGCCCUCUCGAGUAGCAAUCGUUUCGUAGCUAAGGCUUCAGCGUAGGGGUAGAAACUAAAGAGGCAGCCAGGAGAGAGGGGAGAGAGGAAGAGAGCACCAGGAGGGACAUCGUUGAUGUCAGGAAUCGCAAGGCGUUUCGUGGUAGACAGUACCUGUUUCAGGAUGAACACUGAACGAACUGCACUGCUUUCCUUCUGUUUUAGGUUGGUUCUACCUAUCUACUGAGUUCGUUCCCGGACCGAGCUGGUUCGGAGGUUCUGCCACAUCCUGGAGCGUGUUCAGGGUGUGUUGCUCGAUAAGUGGUCGAUGUUCCUUCCCACUUUUAACAG